AUGCAAUAUUCGUUUGACAUUUCACAAGGAAUGAUUCUACCAUUUUGUUUAUUUUUCUUUCUUUUCGGGUUUUCGUCUUUGGAUUUUCUCUUUUUUUAUUUCAUUUCCAGCCAUGUAUUCUUCAGUUCUCUUCAUAUGCAUAAUUACCGAGUCUCUCUCUCUCUCCCUCUCCCUCUCCCUCUCUCUCUCUCUCUGUCCCUCUCUCUCUCUGUGUUUUCUCUCUCUCUCUCUCUCUCUCUCUAUCUCUAUCUCUCGCUCUUCCUCUUUUUCUCUCACGCUAUUUCACUUUAUCUGCCUUUCUCUCCCUCUUUUCCUGUCUCUUCCUGUUCCUCCUUCUCUCUCUCUCGCGCGCUCUUUCACUCUCUUUUUCUGUCGCUCUUUCUCUUUUCCUCUCUCUUUAUCUCACUCUUUCUCUCUUAUUAUGUCUCUCUCUCUCUUACUUUCUCUCACUAUUUCCUCGCGCUUUCUCUUUGUCUUUCUCUCUUUCACUUUCUCUCCUUAUCUCUCUCUUUUCUCUUUCACACUCACUCUUUCUCAACUCUCUCUCUCUCUCUCUCUCUCUCUCUAUCUAUCUAUCUAUCUCUGUCUUUUUCCAUUUCUAUUUCUCUCUCCCAGAUGGUUUUUGUUCUUGGCAUCAAAACUUUCUAG
Acanthosepion pharaonis is the source of this 648-nucleotide messenger RNA. Lineage: Eukaryota; Metazoa; Mollusca; Cephalopoda; Sepiida; Sepiidae. The record is from the annotation of a GenBank genome assembly.